AUGGGCGCGCGCGGGGGAGCAGGGCUGGCGGCGGCGGCCGGCUGGGCGCGCACUGCCGGGAUGGACGGCGAGCGCCUGGCGUCGGGCUCCUCCGAGCUGGCGGUCGGGGAGAGCCCGCGGGGCGGCGCCCCGAUCCCGAGUGGCAGCGGCUCCUGCAGCCUACUGCAGGCCGAUGUGCUGGAUCUAGACGAGGAAGAGGACGACCUGGAGGUGUUCAGUAAGGAUGCCUCACUGAUGGACAUGAACUCAUUUAGCCCUAUGAUGCCAACAUCCCCUUUGUCGAUGAUAAACCAAAUCAAGUUUGAAGAUGGACCAGAUUUAAAGGAUCUCUUCAUUACAGUUGAUGCACCAGAGAGCCAUGUCACUACAAUUGAAACUUUCAUCACUUACAGGAUCGUAACCAAGACAUCUCGUGGGGAGUUUGAUUCCAGUGAGUUUGAAGUCAGGCGACGUUACCAAGAUUUCCUUUGGUUGAAGGGGAAACUGGAAGAAGCUCAUCCCACUCUCAUUAUUCCCCCAUUGCCAGAGAAGUUUAUUGUGAAAGGCAUGGUGGAACGCUUCAACGAUGACUUCAUUGAGACCCGCAGGAAGGCACUACACAAGUUUCUGAACAGGAUCGCCGAUCAUCCAACUUUAACAUUUAAUGAGGAUUUCAAGGUUUUCCUCACUGCAGAAGCCUGGGAACUCUCUUCCUAUAAGAAGCAAGGGCCUGGCUUGCUGAGCAGGAUGGGGCAGACAGUCAGAGCAGUGGCGUCUUCUAUGCGAGGAGUGAAGAACCGGCCAGAUGAGUUCACGGAGAUGAAUAACUUCAUUGAAACAUUCAGCCAGAAAAUAAACUUGAUAGAUAAAAUAUCUCAGAGGAUUUACAAGGAAGAAAGGGACUAUUUUGAUGAAAUGAAAGAAUACGGCCCUAUUCAUACUCUAUGGUCCACCUCAGAAGAAGACCUGGUUGAUACGUUGAAAGGCAUUGCCAGCUGCAUUGACCAGUGCUGUAAGGCCACGGAGAAGCGGAUGUCUGGCCUGUCCGAGGCUUUGCUCCCUGUCGUCCAUGAGUAUGUGCUUUACAGUGAGAUGUUAGUGGGUGUUAUGAAAAGAAGAGAUCAAAUCCAAGCAGAACUGGAUUCCAAAGUAGAAGCUUUGACCUACAAGAAAGCCGAUGCUGAUCUGGCUUUGGGUAAUAAGCCUUUGUUUCUACUGAAUCAUCCAACUGGGAAGAAAUUCAUGGACAUGGAACAAAAAUAUUCAUAGGAGGAGAUAUGGAGACAGAGUUUGGGGCAGAGACUAAAGGAAAGGCCAUCCAGAGACUGCGCCACCUGGGGAUCCAGCCCAUAUACACACAGCCUCCAAACCCAGAUAAUAUUGCUGAUGCCAAGAAGUGCUUGCUGACAGGAGCCUGAUAUAGCUGUCUCCUGAGAGGCUCUGCCAGAGCAUGGCAAAUACAGAAGCAGAUGUUCACAGCCAACCAUUGAACUGAGAAUGGGGUCCCUAUUGGAGGAGUUAGAGAAAGAAUUGAAGGAGCUGAACUGAAGGGGUUUGCAACCCCAUAAGAACAACAAUACCAACCAACCAGAAUUCCCAGGGACUAAACCACCAUCCAAGGAGCACAUAUGGACAGCCCCAUGGCUCCAGCUGCAUGUGUAGCAGAGGAUGGCCUUGUUGGGCACCAAUGGGAGGAGAAGCCCUAAUGAUAUUUAAAAAAUAGAUGUUUCCCAGCUUGUAUUGUCAUUUUACUGAGGUACUGCCACACUGAUUUCCAUAGAUAAGAUUACUUUUAGUGGUUGAGAUACCCUGAAUUACUUCUGCCUAAAUUUGUAGGUUUUAAUUGAACUGUCUGUCUACACAUCUAGUUGUUCCUCAACUCAUCUAUUAAUCACCUAUAACUGUUUUUAGAUAACCAUCCAGAUUUGCCAGAGCAGCCUAUGGCCUAAUACUAUUUUCUCUGGUGAUUUUUUGAUGCUGUCUAUGAAAUAUACCUGUGUGUGUGUGUAUGUGUGUGUAUGUGUGUGUGUGUGUGUGUGAUUAUUCAACUAGUGUGUGUGUGUGUGUGUGUGUGUGUGUGUGUGUGUGUGUGUGUGUGUGUGUGUGAAUGUGCAUGUGUACUUAUGUGGAGACCAGAGAUAAACCUCAGAUUUCAUUUCUUGGGAGCCAGUUACCUAGAUUGUUUGAGAGGCUUUCACUGGACUCUCAGUCUCCCUGAUUUGGCUAGGCUUAUGGGCCAGUGAGCCAGGGAUCUAUCAACACAGUGAUGAUGUCACUUAAGUGCACCACCACACAUAGCUUUUAACAUGUCUGGCAAGCACUUUCCUGACCAAGCCAUUUCCUCAGCUCCCUACUUUAAAUGCAGUUCCUUUAAGACCUUGAUCUCUGGAUACCAUAGCAGUGGCAAACAGCAAGCUUACUCUUUCUGCAAAUUACCUCACAAUUCAGGUAUUUGAAUAUAAACUACUCUACGGACCUGAAAAUAUUCUUACUAGAGUUUGAGUCAGACUGAUAUCGCUUUCAAAGUAUUAUUCCGUCAUACAGAGUGAGGUGAUUGAGAUACCUAAUAAUACCAGAGGAUUUUUAGGAAGCCAAUGAAAGCAGUGCUCUUUAAGAAUGCUUUUGGGAUGGAAUGCCUUCUUACUGGCCUGAACAUAUUGAAUAUUGAAAUAGGUAUUCAUGAUCUUCCAGAGCUGUACUGCCCAAUUUGGCAUACAAGAGACAGGUGCCAUUGACAUAAAAGUUGAGUAAAUUAAAAUUAAAUCCAAACCUCAGAUUCCUCACUUUCACUAGCUGCAUGGCCAUAGUUGCCUGUGGCCACUGCUGCCAUCCUGUGUGGUUCAGAGUAGAGCAUUACUCCCUGUAGGGUGGCCUAUGGGACAGCCCUGUUUUCGAGUGUGCCGUAAUUCUAACAACUGAUUGUAAUCAAAGGGAAGUCAUUCUCAUGAAAUACUAGCUCCAAUAAUGAUUCAAAUAGGGGUGACGGAUGUCUAGAGACACAUCUGGGGAAUUUGCUUAAUUGAAGUGUAAUUUAUAUGCAGUAUCAAAAAGCAUAGUUACAGUGGCGAUCAAUCACCAGAUUUUUUUGGGGGGCGGGGAAUCUACACUGGCUUCCCAUCACUAUGACAAAAUAUAUGACGUUUAAGAAAGAAAGGCAUAUUUGGGGCUCAUGGGUCUAGAACUUACAAUCAGACACUGAUAGGCCUUGCUGUUUUAUUUUUGGACCCCUGGUGAGUCAUUACGUCACGGCAGUAGCAUCCAAAGCAUGCUGCUUGCCUCAUUACCAUGGCAGUAGAACAAAGAAGAGACGGGCAUCCUACAGUUCAGACUUGGGCAUAGCUCCAGUGAUGUAAUACCUUAAAGAUCCUACUGACUUUCUAUGGUGGAAUCCAAGCAUUCCCUGUGUGGCUCUUUGGGAAAUACAUUCAGACCUUCCCCAUGCAUUCUAUCACCUAAAUACCUUUGACCAUACCAUGCAGUACACGUUCACUUAAACCUGUGUUUAUUUAUCUGUACCUGUCUAAUCCUGCAUUCAGCCUCUUUCAUAAACAAGUUCUGAUUAAGCUAAAUGAAGAUGGAAAUUCCUCCGUGCAGCACCGCGAGCUGUCCUGUACCCACACCUGCAAGUUCAUCUACCCCAUCAGAGGUCAGAGAGCCUGGAGUCUGGGCAGUCGAUUUCUUUUAAAGGGUUUUAUAAAUGGACUGCUGGAAGCCUUAGAAAGAGAAGAAGCCUCGAUGUCUCUCCGCUUGUUUGAGGUGCUUGCCCGUGCAGAGGAUUCAAAGGGGACCUCAUCAUUUCCUCGAAUUGUGCUAUUUGAGUAAUUGGCUUUCUGUGCCUGCAGUAUACCGAGAAGCCAAGCCGUAAUUACUAUUUGAAGGAUGCUAAUGCUGAUGGAGAUGCUGGCUUCAAAAGUGAUUCAGCAAUGGGGUUUGUGGGUGCUUCCAGACUCAAGUUGUCAUUUUUAGAGAAGCCAUUGUGUACUAUUGAACACGUUACAUUUGGAUAAUAAAUCUGCAGUAAGACUUCAAGGAGCGAGGUUUCAACUUCUUGAGAACAGUGGGAAUUAUAAAGUAUGGUAAGAAAGGUACUACUUAGCAACCACAUGUGUGCCUCUACAGCAUUGUAUAAUCAAGCAUUUAAUUUCUUCAGACACAUCUUACCUCUCUUUAUGAAUCAGAAAAUAAUACAAUUUUAUUGUUAAGAGCCCUCUUCUCUCUCCCCUGCAAUUUAAUUAGUGCUUGUUAAGGGGAGGUAGCUGUCAGAUUAGAAUUUAAUUUUUUGAGUUAUCUAUUGUCUUCUGAUAGAGUAGCAAUCUAAAUCUUUUUAUUUAGGUAUGUUAUUUUCAAGAACUUUUCCGGAUGAUAAUUUCCUCAGCUUGUCUUAUUGUGAAGAGAAAGUUUUAACAUUUGAAUAAAUUUGAGUGGCUGGGCUUUUCCUUUUCCAUAAAAGGAAAUAACAGAGAAGUCAUUUAAAAAAGAAAACAAAGAUAUUUUGAGUAAGAAUAGUAAUUCUCAAAUUAAUAUUAUUUUAUUGAAAAUUUGGUGUUAUGUGCUUUUAUGGAUAGGAUCGUUCACAUUUUAAGUUUUUAUGGUAAUUUCAGGUAUUAAAUUUUUUCUUAGAGAAAUAAUAGGAAAGCAAGUCAAGCAUUUCACUUCUCCCAAGAUUAAUCCUUCAAUCUACAAUUUCCUAUAAUUUCCAUGUAACAAAAUGGAGAUGGUGUAAGUCAAAAUGUAUCACAGCCAUAUGCUGAGCACAGAGACAGUGGAAGCAAACUAGUCUACUGUCCUUCCUCCCCCAGCAAAGGACACACUCCUUAUGAAGUUUCUAUAGCUUUGAGCUUUCGUGUAAUGCUUGGCCAUGAAUUGUAAGACUGUCACAGGCAUGAUGAGAGAAACUGUGUUAUUUUAUCAUAUUUUUAACCCAAACUGUAAAUAAUUCUCUUUUACAAAAAUUUUCUAUUCUAAUUCCCUUGAGAGUAAGGGGAAGUAAGGCAGCAGUAGAUCUACCCUAACUUGAUGACCACCUCGGACUGAAAGUAGUGGUUCAAAGGGAAUUUGGCCCCAUGACAGAGCUUACAUACUAAUAGUAAAGUACAAGUAAACUGAAGGAAUUGUGGUUUGAUUGAGCAUUAAUUGUUAUAGGGCAUUGGCUGGAGGUGAAAUAAUUCACCCAAGAGUGAUCAUAGUAGAAAAGAGAUGUUUCCUCCAGUAACCUGCAGGGCAGCAAUGGGCAGGGCUAUCUACAAUCUGUCCCCGUUUCCCUGUGAGUUUCAUCAUUCAAUUCAUGGCAUGCAAAUUAGGGAAACCAUGUUUGUCUGUGGGAGGGCACUAACCCUCUCCCCAGUCUCAUUGGUUAAUUUGAUUAUCUGCUCAUUCAUGUCAUUUUUCUGCUCAAAGUUUGGGUAGAAUGAAGCUCUCGUUUUCUUCAGUGGUGUUGUCAGAAGUGGUUUCUGAACCAGGCUCAUACCUGAAAAGUCUCUCAUAAAAAACUUGUGCCCUUUUGGGUUUUUCUUUUCUUCUCUUUCUCCUUUCUUCUCCUUCUCCUUCUCCUCCUCCUCCUCCUCCUCCUCCUGCUCCCUCCUCCCUCCUCCCUCCCUCCUCUCUCCUUCCUUCUCCUUCAUCCUUUUUUCCUUCUUUCUUCUUCUUUUUUCUUUCUUCUUGCUUCUGCUUCUGCUGCUUCUGCUUCUCUUCUUUUUCCAAUUAUGCCUUUUACAUUAAAGAAAUAGUGGGAAAAGAUAGAAAUAUCAAUUUUUUUAAAGAAGUAACACCAUUUAGAAUGCAAAACUGCUCUACAGAGGAUUCUAUGAGGACUAAAUAAGCUGAAUUAAAGAACUCCUAGGGUUCAAAAUUGAAUAAUUAAUUCCAUUCUAUUUUUUCUAAGUCUCCUUUUCUAUAAUUCUAUAUGGUUUAAAUACGCUUUUUCUAAAAGACGUUUUAUAUCUUUAAUCAGCUGUACUUUUAUUGCUUUAUUUUUUUAAUCUAUUAAGAGAAACACCAGUAUAUGUAACCAUGGAAUUUUAUUUAUUUAUUUAUUUAUUUAUUUAUUUAUUUAUUCAUUUAUUUAUCCUGAAACAUAAUUACUUGCUAAACAUUUCUAAAGCUAGGAUUCCAAGUUGCCUUAAAACCACCAAACAGUUAAGAGGGGUGGGAACAAAAAGGGAGAAUUUAGAUUCAACCUAAUGAAAUUUACCUUUACUCAGGUAAUUUCUAAAGGGUUUUUAAUUUUAGUAAUUUGUUCAUUGAUUUUUCUGUGUGGACAUUCUUAGCAGCACUGAAUACAUAUCAGUUAUUCUGUGUAGUUUAUUCAAUGAUGAUACCUUAUACUUACUUUUUCAUUUGUUACUAGGCUGACAAAAAUCAUGGUGAUCUUUUUAGCAACAGAAAACACUUGCGUUGUUCCUGGUUCUCAAGUAAAUGCUUUCGAACUGUUUUCUUCACAAUGAUGAUCCUGUAUGUCUUAGUUUCUUUCCUAUUAAUAUGAGAUGACAUCAUGACCAGGGCGAGUUAUAAAAGAAAAACCUUAUUAGAGCUUAUGCUUUUGAAGGCUUGGUCCAUGUCCAUCAUGGUGGAGUGUCUGGCUGCAGGCAGGCAUACAUGGCCUUGGAACAGUAGCUAAGAGCUCAUAUCUUGAUAUACCAAAUGUGGGGGGAGGAUAGAGGGAGGAAGGGAGGGAGGGAAGGAGGGAGGGAGGGAGGAAAGAAAAGCUGGGAGGUAGGGAGUGAGAAAAAGCAUAUGUGAGUGUGUGUGUGUGUGUGUGUGUGUGUGUGUGUGUGUCUAUAUAUGUGUAUACCUAAGUACAACCUGCUCAGUCUGUAUAAUGUAACUUGUAUGUGUGGUUUCAGGGCUGCCCUUUCGUUAUUGGAUAACCAAAAGCUCUCCCAUUCUCAGUGUUCCUUAGUUACCUGUAGUCCUCUGUGUAGCAUUGAGGUCUCGUGGGCUUUCCCCAUCCAUGUUAGUGGUUCUAUAAGUCAGUGAUGCAGUGAGGAUAAGAAAUGUUUGCUUUUAAUAUUGGACAUUAUAAAAUCAGGACUCAGUGGUUAAAGGUUUAAUGAUUUAAUAGUCAACAACAAUGAUUCUCUCUUAGAGAAGCAAAUUUAAUUUCCCCUACAUUAUUAUUUUUCCUUAUUUUUAAUUGAAGAUAAAUUCUUCUUGUGUACAUUAUUACAUCUUGACCAGAGUUUCCCCUCCCUCCACUCCUCCCAGCUCCUCUCCUCCAACCCUCUCCUCAAGAUCCAUAAUGUGUUAAUUUCCCUUCAAAAGAGGGCAAGCUUCCAAGAGACAACAACGGAAAACAAAAUAAAAUACAAUUAGAUAAAGCCCUCAUGUUGAGGCUAGACAAAGCAGUCUGCUAGCAGGAAGAAGUCACAAGAGCAGGCAAAAGGAUAUUAUUUUUUAAUAAUGAUAGACCACAGGUAUUGAAGAAAGUUGGUCCAUGAAAGUAAACUGCAGGGAAGACUCUCUCUCCCUUCUCCUCUCUCCCUCUCUCCCUCUCUCUCUUCCCCUCUUUCCCUCUCCCCCUCCCCCCUCCUGCCUCUGAGCAUAAGCAUAUACAAAUGUAAUACACCUGUGAGCAGCCUAAAUGAAGAGGUCUUCAUUUCCACAAUGUAGUUUGUGAGGACUGCGCUUAGAUCAUGAGCCUCUGCAGCAAGUGCUUUCCUGAGGAGCCAUCUCAUCAGCCCUGAGAUUUAUUCAUAUUUAUCUAUCAAAUAUUUUGACAGCACUAUUGUCAGUCAAGGUAAUUAACUCCUCUUGAAUUAUGAUGCUAAAGUAUAUGUAUAUAACUCACAUUUUCUUCUGACACAUACUUGACAGUUAUAUAUAGUUCAAAGUUUGUGUAUUGUCAGAACAGUUUAGUUUCUGUCAUGUACAGGAUCCAGUGUGCAUCCGCCAGUAAACCUCAGACACACCAGUGUCUGAUGCAAACUUUGCAUUUGUUAAAAGCUCUCCAGCUGUACGCAACUGUUUUUCUAAUCCUGUACUUGUAACGUACUUGUGCUAGGAGUAUGUGUGCAUGUAUGCAGGCAUAUGUGCCUGGAUACAAGUGACUUAGGGUGUCCUGCCCUAUUGCUCUCUGUAGCAUCUCUCAUUGAACUUACAGCGAGACUAGCAGCCUUUAGUCUCCACCACCUACAACAUGAGCUUGUCUGGCCCUGCCCUGCUUUGCUUUUUACCCCAGUUCAUGUGCUUUUGCAGCAAAUGCUCCCUUCCUUGAGAACUCUGGUUUUUUAAGUUUCACAUGAGUGUCUCCACUCAAUCCAAGCCUGUGAUGCUACCUGAGACCAUGGUUGGGUCCUAUCCUGUGCUGUCACUGGGAACUAUGUCUUAGUUCAUGGCCCUGCAGCAGCAGGGGUCUGUUACCAACAAGGGACAGGUGAAUGUCUCUGGUCUGGACUGACGUCAGUAGACAUCUUUAGGGGGAGAUAAGUUGCAUUCAGAUGCAUGAUUUGAAACACACAUACACACACACACACACACACACACACACACACACACACACACACACACAC
Rattus norvegicus (Norway rat) is the source of this 8486-nucleotide messenger RNA. RefSeq names its product sorting nexin 7 (gene Snx7). Lineage: Eukaryota; Metazoa; Chordata; Mammalia; Rodentia; Muridae. Gene Ontology annotation, biological process: positive regulation of autophagosome assembly; protein transport. Gene Ontology annotation, cellular component: early endosome membrane; cytoplasm; early endosome. Gene Ontology annotation, molecular function: phosphatidylinositol binding. The record is from RefSeq and is a predicted model, not a curated record.